AUGUCGGCCGCGUGGAAGGUCGCCCGGCGCACGCUCGGCACGUUCACGCUCCGGAAAGCUUUCUGCACCGACGCCAACAAGCCAAAGUCGGGCUUCGCGGCCGCCCUCGGUUCUCAGUCGGAGCUCGGUCGUCGUCGCCGCCGCCCGGAAGACGACGACGCCUCCUUCGCGGAUCUCCUCCGCCGCAGCCCGCUCGUCCAGAUGGGACCCGGCAAAGACAAGACGGUCGUGGGGAAGAUCUUCCACAUCGUCGGCGACGACCUCUACGUCGACUUCGGCGCCAAGUUCCACGCCGUGUGUCGGCGGCCGCAAGGGGACGAGCUGAAGCGCGGCGACAGAGUCCGCCUGAGACUGCACGACUUGGAGUUGACCGGACGCUUUCUGGGGGCCGAGUCUGACGUCACGCUGCUGGAGGCCCACGCUACCCUACUCGGCUUGGUUAAA
Nerophis lumbriciformis (worm pipefish) is the source of this 444-nucleotide messenger RNA. The record is from RefSeq and is a predicted model, not a curated record. Lineage: Eukaryota; Metazoa; Chordata; Actinopteri; Syngnathiformes; Syngnathidae.